Molecule: messenger RNA, 7663 nt
Organism: Gopherus evgoodei (Goodes thornscrub tortoise)
Lineage: Eukaryota; Metazoa; Chordata; Testudines; Testudinidae
Gene: BRD10
Product: KIAA2026 ortholog
Exons: 10
Coding region: 608-6997 (2129 amino acids)
Molecular function (GO): protein binding
Source: RefSeq, a predicted model, not a curated record
GCCGGGCACGGGGAGCGGCCCUGGGAGGUGACACAGCGCCUGGGAGCGGGGCAGCUGCAGCAGCUGCCAGGCCCAGGGGAAGGCUGGGCAGGCUCGGCUCUCUCGCCGGCCCAAGGCAGGGUCAGCCCGGCCAGACCCGAGCGGCUGCUGGCAGGGGCGGGCUCCCUUUCCCGCCGAGCCGCGGCGGAGGGCGGCCGCUACGGGCAGCAGACGUGCCCGGGUAUGUGCCAGAGCCUCCUUGCUCCCCGGGCGAGGGGAGGCCAUAGACCCAGGCACAAAGAGCAAACGCGGCUGCCUUGGCGCGUCCUGGGGCGGGCGGAGACCCCGGCAGGGAGGGAGCCUGGUGCGGGGACAGACCGCGGCAGCGUCUCGAGGACUGUGAAUGGGAGACAGCGGAAGCAGGCAGCACCUUCCCGCCGGCUGGCACAGAGGGCGGACGGGCCCCCGAGGCCUAGGGCCGGACGGAGCUGUGUGUCCGUGCGGAGCCCGCCCGGCCGCUCGCUGAGGGACUAGCCUGAGCGGGCUCUGGCUGACGCUGAGGAGCCCGUGCCCACGCUCUGUCGCUGGCGGGUAGCAGGGGAGCCCGGCCACAGCGCCUGCGGGGUGCAUGAGCCUGGCGCAGCCCGAGGGGGACAUGGAGGCUCCGGCUGCCGGAGAUUCUUCAGCCGCUCCCGCGCUAGUCGGCGGCCCGCCAGAGGAGGAAGAGCAGCGGCCGGAGGAGGCGAAGGCUGGGGACAGCGGCCCUCGCUGCCGCUGGCAACAGAACCUGAGCCCGGAGCUCCAGCAGGGUUACCGGAUCCUGCGCGAGUUUCUGCUGGAGAAGCACCGGCCACUGACGGCUCCUUUUCUGAAGCCCCUGCGAGACCAGGCCGCCGUCGCGGAGGAAGGAGAAGCCGCCUCCCUGGCAGGUCGCAGCGGCAGCGACUCUCUUCCACAGCAAGCGGCGGGGAUGUGGCUGCUGAAGAUGGAAGAAAAAUUUUCCAGUGGACAAUAUGCUGGCAUCACGGAUUUCGUGGCCGAUUUUCGGCUAAUGCUUGAGACGUGUUACCGGCUGCACGGGGUGGAUCACUGGCUCUCCAAACAGGCCCAGAAGCUGGAGAUGAUGCUGGAACAAAAGCUGGCGUUGCUGUCCCGGCACUUGAGAGAGAAGACAACAAUAGCAGUAACAUCCAAAGGGUACUAUGGGUUGGAAGAUGAGAAAGGAACAGCAUGCACUUCAACAAGGCGUCGUUCCACACCUCGCAGUUUAGCAGGCUUGACAGCAGGCAUUUUUGAGUCCAUAAUGGUUCAGGUUCUGAGACAAGAAGAACAACAGAGAGCAAAAGAAGAAAAGAGGCUACGAGAGCAAGAACGAAAAGAGGCAGAAGAAGCUAGUCAGAAAGAAAUAGAAGAAUGGGAAAAGUCACUUUUAGCUGAAGCAGCACCUACAAGGAUGGAGACCAUGUGGGAAAUUCCAGCUAUUGGUCAUUUCCUUUGUUUAGCACAACAGAUUCUAAACUUGCCUGAAAUAGUCUUCUACGAAUUGGAACGUUGUCUUCUAAUGCCUCAGUGUAAUGCUUUUUUAUCCAAAAUAAUGACUUCUUUGUUAAGUCCUCCUCAUCGCAGGUCUACCUUGCAUCGAAGACCAACUCUUCCUUACAGGACUUGGGAAGCAGCACUUAGGCAGAAAGUGCAACAGUGGUACACUGUUGUAGGGCAAACUGACAACCCUGAUGGCUGUGCAGAAAAGCUUGGGCUGUGCCCUCAGUUUUUUAAAGUCCUUGGGGAAGUUAAUCCUUUGGCGGGAAAACCAUUUCAUGAGCUCCCUUUCUACCAAAAAGUAUGGUUGCUAAAAGGCCUCUGUGACUUUGUAUAUGAAACACAAAAAGAUGUUCAAGAUGCUGUGCUUGGGCAGCCUAUCCAUGAGUGCAGGGAAGUGAUCCUUGGUUAUGAUUUCUUGGAGAAUGCCUAUGUUCAUUUUCCACAGUUCUGUGGUGCUGAUGUACGGAUUUACAAACAGAAGCCUUUUCAAGCCCCUGCAUUUCCAGCUCCGCCCAUCAAAGUAAAAAAAGUACCACGGAUUAAAUUGGAGAAAGUGAAAUGUGAGUAUGCCAGCAAAAGCAAUGGGGAAGUCAGAUUUGGUGGUAGAGAAGAGUGGCUACCUCACUGUAAGAUAGAAGCAGGGAAAAGUAUGGAUUCUCUUGUUUGUUGUCCAGCAAAAAUUCACUUGGAUAGCUUCAGUAUCACCACAGAAAAAGAAAUGAAACCCAACUGUGAAAUUAAAAUGCAUAAAGCCUGUGACAAAAAAAACCCUGGCUGCUGUAAAGAGAACCAAGAGAAGCCAAUUAGUCCAGGAGAAAUUGUUGGCUUUGGGGAACCUCUCAGCCCAGGAGAAAUCAGGGUUCUAGAAAAUGGAGAGAGAGAUCACAAAGCUUCCCUAAUAAAAACUGAGCUCAGCCCAGUAAAAACAAAUACCCUUAAAACCUGCCAAGUACAUGUGAAUGGGAGUCAUAGCAACAAUCCAGACAUGAAAUGCCACAAAGUUACAAGAGAAAUGAUUUUGGAAAAUUCACUAUGGAAUAAUAAGAAACUAAAACUUACUAAGAUGCGGGCGAAAAAGAAGAAAAAGAAAAAAAAGAAACUGAAAGACAUUUUGAAUGCACAUCUGCAGAGAAAGCGUGAUGACCUGCAAAGAAAGCGUGAGAUUCAUCCUCACUCAUUCAAAACUUACAAACCUGAGAUCCAGAAUAAGUUGUUUAUCAUAAAAAAGAAAGCAAAACACAAGAAGCACAAAUCUGGAAAAAAAUCCAUAUCUAAAAAAGCAAUUACGAAGAAGAGGAAAGCUGUCACAAAGCCUUCGGUGCCAGAAUUUCAGCUUAUUUGCACUAAUCUUGAUGAACUCAGGGAACUAAUCACAAAAAUCGAGAAUGAACUCAAAGAUCUGGAGAACAUUAGAAAGAAAUCGUUAGAGGAAUGUGACCUCUACACAUCUGAUGUUCCCUCCUCAGGAUUGGACCUUAGUCCCAGUGUUCAGCAUCCUGAAAAAGUAAACAUUUCGGGAAGAUGGUACCAUCGGAAACAAGCAGUAAAGGAAUUGCACUGUACAUUGGUACGACUGCUAAAUGAAUUGUUACCAUGGGAACCAAAACUAAUGAAGGCAUUUCAGAGAAACAGGUCUCGACUGAAGAAGGACUAUGAUGAUUUUAGAAGACAACCAGACCAUGAUAAAUUUACCAGAGAACUAUGGAGUAAUGAAGAAGCUGAAGUUGAUAAUGGAAAAGAAUCUUUCAGUGCAGUAACCAGUAAAUCUUUAGAAGCUGCAGAGCAUCUAGAGAUCCUGCAAAAAGAUCACUCAGAGUUUGAUGAAAUGAAACUGGAAAUGGAGUUUCCUGCAGGAAGGAGCAGGCUACUGAAGAAAGAAUUGACUUCUAAAGAAAUACAGAAGACAGUGCCUAAAUCUAUUAAACGUCAGUCCAAGCAAAAUAGUUACCUGGAUGAUAGCACAAAAGACCUUUCACCAAGGAAGAAAGCUAAAUUAAGCACAAAUGAGGCUAUGGUCCAGAGUGCAGAAAGUGAGAUGCACACUAACAGUUGUUUGAGUGAAUUGAAACAAAGCAGGCUAUCGCCUUUAGAAUCAUUUACCUUGACUGAUUCUGCAACGUCAGUAUCAAGCUUUCUGAAAGAGACCAAACCCAUCCAGGCUUUGCUUGCUAAGAAUAUUGGGAACAAAGUGACCUUAACAAAUCAGCUGACAACCCCUAUGGGUAUGGACAUAUUUGCUUCUGAAAAGGCAGUUAUGUCAUCUAUGGAGUCAUCCCCACUAAAGCCAGCAUUGCCCUGCAAGACCAAUUCAAAUAGUCCUUUACAAAUGGUAUACAAAAUGCCAAGUGGCCAUUGUGUACCAAUAGAUGUCCACAACAGCUCAGUGAAGAUUCAAAUGCAGCCUGUGAUUGACCCUAAAACAAGAGAAAAAGUCAUGCAGCAAGUUCUUAUUUUACCCCAAAAUUUUCUCAUACAACACAAAGAAGGAAAAGCAGUGGCAAAGCUGCACUGUACAUCUUUUCCACAGGCAGCACAUGUUAAUGAUUCUUUAGCACCUGUUCUUGUAAAUCCAACUGUAAAUGCUACCACUCAACUGUCUUCUACAGUUUUUAACAAGAGUGUUACACAUUUGUCACAAGUGACUAGUCCAGUGAACAGACCACAAUCUUUGUCCUCUGUAACUGCAGCAAGUAACUUACAAGCACCAGCAGUUAAAAUGAGCCAAAGUGAAGCUGGCAAAACGAAGACUUCAGUUUCACCUGCCACAUUCUCUGUACCUUUACCUUCAUCCACUGUUUCCACAUUAGGUCAGCCUUUGGCAUCAGCAACAACAUUAAGUGGAUCUGCAAAUACUACUUGUUCCAUUCACAAUGUAGCACCACAGCAGACUAGUGACUCCUGUGAAGCUAAACAGGAGCUUAAAACAGUGUGUAUAAGAGAAUCGCAGUCCAUUCUUGUCACAACACGAGGGGGGAACACUGGAAUUGUUAAAGUACAGACAAACCCAGACCAGAUUUCACCUAAUAAUUUAUCUUCAAAUUCAGUUUUCACUUAUGCACCUCAGCUUCAGGCAUUUUUGGUUCCAAAAUCCACUAUGUUGUCAACCUCUACUUUUUCAUCUAUGGUGACAGCCGCAUCUAGUCUCCCACUGUUUGGUCAGUCUUUUGUUUCUGGGUUUGCCCCCUCAACAUCAUCAUCUGUUACCAUUCCAGCCAUUCCUGCAGGCUUAAACCAGAUAAUAGGGAAAAAUCUCAAAUUUCCAUUAGGGCAGCUUCCCACUAGUGGCAGUUUCGAUCAAGUAAUAGAGAAAACUCAGCAGGUAUCAUCUUCUACUUUCUUGUCCUCCAUUUCAUCAACUAGCACUUUGGUGCCAGCAACUCCAAAUAGUACUGUUAAUGUAAUUAGCAUUUCUUCAGGAAAUAUUGAACAAAGUAGCACAGUCAUUACCCAGAUUCCUUCAGUACAGCAACAGGUUAAUAUUAAAACCAAAAAAUGUCCUGUUACACAACCUGAGACAGCUACAGCAACAAAUGGAGAUGUGAUCCGUGGUACUCCGAUUCAAAAACUUAUGUUGGUCACAAAUCCACCUAUUAUUUCUCCUUGUGGAGCUACAGGAGUAAAUAUAUUACCUGCUCCAACAUCCACUGGUGUUAGUGCCCCAAAAUUAGUUUUCAUUAAUGCUCCAAUUCCCAGUAGCUCAUCAAACACCAGUCUAGUGGCAGAAUCAUUAAAACAGACCCAGCCUUCCUCCGUAGGCAAAACAUAUGUUAACACCCCAGAACAACCUCAGUUACUUCUAAUUCCAUCUACCGUGGGAGCACCAGUAAAAGUAAGUUCAUCACCUACUGUGUCUCAAGUAAAAGAUGUUAAAAUUGGACUAAACAUAGGUCAAGCCAUUGUAAAUACCACAGGCAAUGCACAGCAUGUUCCACCAAUUAACAUAUUGAAGUCUGCAGCCCUCAAAGGAACAGAUGACACAAACAGCAAGGGUUUUAUUUUGCCUUUGUCAACAAGUGGUAGUUUCGUUCCAGGAUGUUCAGGUUUAGUGAGUCAAAGUAUUACAUCUGUUAAUGAAUCUAUAGGUGUUGCAACAAAAGCGGCAAAAGCUUUUACAGUAACAACAGCAAAUGCAUGUUUAGAUUCUGUUUCAGUGACACCAAGUGGGACUUCUGUUGGCACGCGACCCACUGCUUUGGUUAGUGGAAAUGACACUUCUUCAAGAAUAAGGCCAGUUUUAACUAAUCGACUGUGUACGUCAAAUAUUGGAAAUACUAUGGCCAUAUCGACUGUGAAAACAGGACAUCUUGCUUCAUCUGUUCUUAUUUCAACUACACAACCAAGAGUAUCUUCUCAAAGUGUAUCAUCUGCUUUACAGUUUCCAGUUACCUUGCCUGGACCUGUGACAGCCUCAACUAAAGUCAUUCAAACCGUUCCUCGCUUGACAGCCGUUCCAGCUGCUGCACAAUGUCUGUCCCUUCCAAAAGGACAGCCCCCCACACUGGUACAAUUUCAGUCACCAGGAAUUUCAGCUGCAGUGCCAACUAAUGCAAACUUUCACAAACCUCAAAAUGUAAUGCCAUCUGCUUCACCAAAUACAGGUAAAAUAAUUAGUUUUUCCAACUUUGCUUCUCUCCCAUGCCAGCAGAUACCUCCUAGUUUAGCAAAACCAGCUCACACUUGCUCUUGUGCUCCAGGUUCCUCUGUCUUUCAGACUGCUGCUGCUUCACCGAUUGUAACUAGUCAGGCAAUGGGUCAGUUGAAUGAAACUUGUAUUCCACAGAAAAUAGUUAUUAACACCUCUACGCCUUUGGCACCUGGAACUCAUAUCAUGAUUAAUGGCACUCGAUUUAUUGUUCCACCGCAAGGCCUUGGAGCAGGCACCCAUAUUCUUCUCAUCUCUGCUAAUCCAAAACAUGGGCCUCCUUUAUUUCUUAACAAUGGCCAAGGGGCUCGAGGUGUACCAUUUGUUAAUCAUAUUCCCCAGAACAUCACACUAGCACCAAGUAACUCAUUAAGUUGGCAGACGUCAAAACAUCCUCUGAAAAGCUCUACAAAAAUUGUGAACUCUCUUGGGACAGCAAACACUCUGCCCAUCGUACAUGCAACACCACAGAUAGUAAACACUGCUGCUAAAUCGUGCGUUCCACCCUCUACAACAGUACUGUCUGUGUCUUCAGUGAUAAAACCUCCAGUUAAUGUUUUGGCUAAAACUUCUUUGGUUCCUGCCAUAAAUGCUGAUAACUUUCAGUUACCAAGUAGCGCUUCAGUAUUUCACUUAGAUACAUCUAUCAAGAAAUUGUUGGUCAGCCCAGAAGGAGCCAUUUUGAAUGCUAUAAAUACUCCAGCAUCAAAGGUGGCUUCUUCUCUGUCUUCAUCCCUGUCACCAGUUGCAGUGUCCAAAAGCAUAAAUGCUACUAGUGUCUUCCCUACUUUUCAGUCAUCUGGUCUAGGUAAAUCUGACAAAGCCGCUUCCUGAAUUUGGAGUAAUCGAGCCAAUUUCACAUGUUUGGGGCAUUCUUUGGACUUUGGAAAUCAUUGUAACUGUUGAACAUUUCUUACACUGUUUGAAACAUACUUUAAAUAGUUAAUUUCUUUAAACUACUUUGUAUUAGAUUGCAGCUGUUUUCAGUUUCCUUGUGGGAGUUGUAAGAGGCUCUGUUUCAUUUUCCUCUAAGCUAAGCUUUCAAAGGGUUAUUUAAUAAAAUGGUCAAAAUGACCAACUUGUUAAUAUACAUAGCAACGUGUAAAAUUUGAUUUUAGUUUAAAGGAAUCUAGCAUUUUGCACAUUUACAUUGACAUGUUUCAUUUAAUGAUUUGAACCAUUAGGCGGCAUGUUUAUAACAGUAUGUGUCUUUUUUAAAUUUUUGUCAAAUCUUAUUUUCGUUUGAUUUGUUUCUGUAAAAAAGAUAUUUAUGCAUUGUAAAAAUCCAGUCCAUGGUGUAAAAUUGUACAUAUUCCUGAUCCUUAACAAUCUGUACUAAACUAUAUGUACACAGAACUAUGCUGUCUUAUUUAUGUUUUGUUUACAUAAUGUAUAGUUUUUUAAGUAUUUUAGUAAUUUUGGACCAGUGUACUGUUAAGCAACAAUGCAGAAGAAUCUGCGUGUAAUAAAUCAAGUUGCUGUACUGCUUUGUUUUGACAA